AUGGAAUCGAAGAAAUGUGUCGAAGAGAAAGGGAAACACGGAAUAAAAAAUUGCAUCUGUCCGCAAGUUCUCUGGUUGAAAUCAUUCUCUCUAUAUUGGAUAUUCAUCGUAAUGGGCAUUGCAAAUACAAUUUUGGGAACGAGUCUCGUCCACCUGGAGAAGUUGAUGAACGUUGGAGAACAAACGAUGUCAACCGUAAUUACAUUUUUCGCUCUCGGCUACUUAAUCGGGUCGAUACUGUGUGCUUCCAUGUACGACCGCCUGAAACCUGAAUUCUUGUUCUUUGCGUUCAACAGUGUCGCGUGUGUGGCCACCAUUGGGGCUGGUCUCAUCUCGUCCUUCCCAUUUUUCGUCACUUUCGUCGUCAUUAAAGGAAUCGGAUUUGGAUUCAAUGACUCAGCUGGACAAUCUUACGGGCUUAGAAUAUGGAACAAACACCAAUGCAGAAAUUCAUUAAUUCAAGCCAUUCAUCUUUGCUGGUCUUUUGGAGGUAUCGUUGGGCCGUUCAUAAUCAAGCCAUUCCUCUGUGAAGUCAACCAUUCUUAUGAGAAUUUUAAUAAAACAUUAAACGAAAGUGAAAUUGUUUUUGAGCAGGAUAAAAUUUUGGGAAACAUAUCGACAACGUGCCUGGAUGUUAUUGAACUUGCAACUGUUCGAAAAGCUUUCAUAGUUGUUGGCCUUAUAGUUCUCUCCGCAAAUAUACCUUUUUUGAUAAUUUUACUAUUCAAUAUUUCAAAACAUAAAAAAUUGUCUCUUGUUCGACAGAAAAAGAAUGACGUGGUAAUAGAAGAUGUAACGGAAGAAAAAAUUUUUUUAGGAAAACCGGAUGUACAAACAAAUAGAAUUGAACAAAUUUUGCAUCUGAAACUUAUUUUGCUCACAUUCGUUUUUGUCUUCGGACUGUUGUGCUAUUACAUCGAAGGUGUAACAAUCGCGUUCAUAACAGCAUUUGCCUUGAAGCAUCUGCAUUGGUCUGUUUACCAAUCAAGUCUCAUUCUUUCAAUUUACUUUGGAGCUCACUUUGCGUGUCGGUUAUUGGGCGUUGUAGUCUCAGCUUUCUUGAAACCAAUAACAAUAUUAUCAAUUACAAUGACCGUAGCUACAACAGCCUUCUUGCUAAUGUUAGCCGUCAACGCUCUACCGAGUAUUCUCUGGGUUGUGGUUAUGUUGGCCGGUUUCGGAACUGGAAUUAUUUAUCCGACUAAUAUUAUUUGGGUGUCAGAGAACUUGUUAGUAACUGGCAAAGUUAGUUCAGUGAUUGUAUGUGGUGGGUCGGUUGGGUGGAUAACUGGUCCCCUCAUAGUAGGAAUGCUGACGUCUCAUUAUGGCCAAAUGUGUUUGGUUUACUUUCUUGUGGGCUCUUCAUCGCUAUUUUUAAUUCUGUUCAUACUCGAAGCCUUAUUUAUAAAAGUUUUUGGCAAAAAAAGACAUACUUCAAUAAUACAAAAUAAUAUAUUGAAUUGA
Messenger RNA from Helobdella robusta, 1464 nucleotides. RefSeq lists its product as hypothetical. The transcript is spliced from 4 exons. Gene Ontology annotation, biological process: transmembrane transport. The record is from RefSeq and is a predicted model, not a curated record. NCBI's taxonomy places the organism in Eukaryota, Metazoa, Annelida, Clitellata, Rhynchobdellida, Glossiphoniidae. The coding region runs from base 1 to 1464 and encodes 487 amino acids.